Messenger RNA from Vombatus ursinus (common wombat), 5306 nucleotides. It is a transcript of the gene NEO1, whose product is annotated as neogenin 1. Bases 1 to 5298 code for a protein of 1765 amino acids. NCBI's taxonomy places the organism in Eukaryota, Metazoa, Chordata, Mammalia, Diprotodontia, Vombatidae. Gene Ontology annotation, molecular function: protein binding. The transcript has 31 exons. The record is from RefSeq and is a predicted model, not a curated record. Gene Ontology annotation, biological process: cell-cell adhesion. Gene Ontology annotation, cellular component: membrane.
AUGUGCACAGCACCUAUAGACAUACAGGUAUACGUGCACCUAAGUGCAUCUAGAGGGAGAGAGACGUCUAUGCCAAUAAAACAAAAUAAAAGGAGGGAGGGGAGCCUAGGACAGUCCGGCCCAGGCCUUUGUUCCCCCCGGGGGUCCGGCCCCCGAGGCUGGAGGGCGCGGGGCGCAGGGCGGGCCUGGAAGGAAGAGGCUGGGUGGGUGGGGGGGUGCGGGGACGGGCGGCGCCCCCUCCCGCUGGGCGGCCCCGGGUCCCUCCGGAAGGGUCCGGGCGGGGGGCUCGGCGUGGCCGGGAAGCCCCGCGCUGACCCGCGCCUGCCCCCGGGCUUUCCGGCUUCCUCCAAGGCCCUAUAUAGGGAGCCGGGCCCGAGCUCCGGCCGGCCUCCCCGGAGAGCCGGGAUCGGGAUCAGCUUCUCCGGGAUUUCCCUGACGCCUCGGCCGAGGCCCAGGCAAGGACCGGCCGAGGGGGGAGGGGCGAGGAGCGGGUGGGGGGGGGGGGGGGAAAGCGGGGGGAGGACCGGGCGGCGGCGGCGGCGGCCCGGCUCGGAGCUGGGGGCGGGCCUCGCUCCUCGCGCGCGCGUGUGUGAGUGUGUGGUGUGUGCGCGCGGGGAGCCCGGAGUCGGCGGCGGCGGCGGCGGCGGCGGGGGCUGGAGGCGCCCGGAGCCUGCCCGGGCUGUCUCCCCUCUGACUCCCGGAGCGCGCGGACGAGGAGGCGCCCCCCUGCCGACCCCCCCGCGAAGAGCCCGGAGCGGAGCCGAAGACCCGAAGACCCGAGGAGCCGGAGCCGGAGCCGGACGGAGCCGCGAGGGCGGGCGGCCGGAGCGGCCGGGGUCGGGCCGGCGCUGUCCCCGCCGCCGCCGCCGCCGCCGGCCGCCGGGGGAAGAGAUGGCGGCGGGGCCGGAGCCCGAGCCGGAGCGGGGCGCCCGGAGCCUCGUCCGCGCCGCCUCCUUGUGGCUCGGCUGCCUCCUGCUGCUGCUCGGACGCCGGGACCCGGCCCUGGCCGCCGCCGCCGCCGCCUUCUCAGCCGGCAGGAGCAGCCCGCAGCCGCCGCCGCCCCCAGGGGCCAGUGUGAGAACGUUUACUCCCUUUUAUUUUGUCAUGGAACCAGUGGAUACCCUUUCAGUUCGAGGAUCUUCUGUUAUUCUAAACUGCUCAGCAUAUUCAGAACCUUCCCCAAAAAUUGAAUGGAAAAAAGAUGGAACUUUUUUGAACUUGGUGUCAGAUGAUCGGCGUCAGCUCCUGUCUGAUGGAUCUUUGUUAAUUAACAGUGUUGUGCAUUCCAAACACAAUAAGCCUGAUGAAGGAUAUUAUCAAUGUGUGGCCACUGUGGAAAGCCUUGGAACCAUUGUAAGCAGAACAGCCAAGCUCACAGUUGCAGGUCUUCCGAGGUUUGCCAGUCAGCCAGAAUCUUCAUCAGUCUAUGCUGGAAACAGUGCAGUGCUCAGCUGUGAAGUCAGUGCUGAUUUGGUCCCAUUUGUGAGGUGGGAGCAGGAUCGACAACCACUUGUUGUGGAUGAUAGAGUCAUCAAACUCCCGAACGGAGCCCUGGCUAUCAGCAAUGCUACGGAAGGAGAUGGAGGGCUUUAUCGCUGCGUAAUUGAGAGUGGUGGACCGCCUAAGUACAGUGAGGAGGCAGAGCUGAAAAUUCUUCCAGAUCCUGAGAUUCCAUCCAACUUGGUAUUUUUGAGCCAGCCUUCACCACUAAUCAAAGUUAUUGGGCAAAGUGCAGUCUUGCCAUGUGUUGCUUCAGGAGUUCCUACACCUGUCAUCAGAUGGACAAGAAAUGAGGAGCCCCUUAGUCCAGAAAGCUCUGACAGAUUGAUGCUAUUGGCAGGAAGUAACCUGGAAAUCAGUGAUCUCAUGGAGGAGGAUGCUGGGACCUACGCCUGCAUAGCCGAUAAUGGCAAUGAGACAAUAGAGGCUCAAGCAGAUCUCACAGUUCAAGCCUCACCAGAAUUCCUGAAGAAGCCUGCUAAUAUAUAUGCACAUGAAUCCAUGGAUAUUGUGUUUGAAUGUGAAGUGACUGGGAAACCCAUGCCAACUGUAAAAUGGGUCAAGAAUGGUGACAUGGUUAUCCCAAGUGAUUACUUUAAGAUUGUAAAGGAACAUAACCUUCAGGUUUUGGGUCUGGUGAAAUCAGAUGAAGGAUUUUAUCAGUGCAUUGCAGAGAAUGAUGUUGGAAAUUCACAGGCUGGAGCCCAGCUAAUAAUCCUUGACCAUGAUGUUGCCAUCCCAACAUUACCUCCCACUUCACUGACCAGUGCCACUACUGACCAUCUAGCACCAGCCACAACUGGACCACUACCUUCAGCACCGAGGGACGUCGUGGCCUCGCUCGUCUCUACUCGCUUCAUCAAACUGACUUGGCGAACACCAGCAUCAGAUCCGCACGGAGACAACCUCACCUACUCUGUGUUCUACACCAAGGAGGGGAUUAAUCGUGAACGGAUUGAAAAUACCAGCCAUCCAGGGGAAAUGCAGGUGACCAUUCAAAACCUGAUGCCAGAGACGGUGUAUGUUUUCAGAGUUGUGGCACAAAAUAGACAUGGCUCCGGAGAGCGGUCACUCCCUCUGCGAGUAGAGACUCAGCCCGAGGUCCAGCUCCCAGGCCCAGCACCUAACAUCCGAGCAUAUGCUACCUCACCUACCUCAAUAACUGUCACGUGGGAAACACCUUUGUCUGGCAAUGGGGAAAUUCAGAAUUACAAGUUGUACUACAUGGAAAAGGGAGCAGACAAUGAGCAGGAUGUUGAUGUUGGAAGUCGCUCCUACACCAUUAAUGGACUGAAAAAAUACACAGAGUAUAGUUUCCGAGUAGUAGCCUAUAAUAAACAUGGUCCUGGAGUCUCCACACAGGAUGUUGUUGUUCGAACGUUAUCAGAUGUCCCCAGUGCUGCUCCUCAGAACCUGUCGUUAGAAGUGAGAAAUUCCAAGAGUAUUGUGAUUCAGUGGCAGCCCCCUCCAGCAGGUGCACAAAAUGGGCAAAUUACUGGCUACAAGAUUCGCUAUCGGAAAUCCUCCCGCAAGAGUGAUGUUACAGAGAGCGUUGGAGGAACACAGCUGUUCCAGUUAAUUGAGGGUCUUGAUCGGGGCACUGAGUACAACUUCCGAGUGGCUGCACUUACUGUCAAUGGGACGGGGCCAGCUACGGAGUGGAUGUCUGCAGAAACAUUUGAAAGUGACUUAGAUGAAACUCGUGUUCCUGAAGUGCCUAGUUCUCUCCAUGUCCGCCCACUUAUUACUAGUAUUGUAGUGAGCUGGACUCCUCCAGAAAAUCAGAACAUCGUGGUCAGAGGCUAUGCCAUCGGCUAUGGACUGGGCAGCCCGCAUGCUCAGACUAUUAAAGUGGACUACAAGCAGCGCUACUAUACAAUUGAGAACCUAGAUCCAAGCUCCCACUACGUGAUCACCCUGAAAGCAUUUAAUAAUGUGGGUGAAGGCAUCCCACUCUAUGAGAGUGCAGUUACCAGACCUCAUUCGGUGCCAGAUCCCACCCCUAUGAUGCCACCGGUGGGAGUUCAGGCUUCCAUACUGAGCCAUGACACCAUACGGAUUACAUGGGCGGACAACUCACUGCCAAAACACCAGAAGAUCACAGACUCGCGGUACUACACAGUCCGAUGGAAAACCAAUAUCCCUGCUAACACCAAGUACAAGACUGCAAAUGCAACAACUUUGAGUUAUUUAGUGACGGGGCUAAAACCAAACACCCUCUAUGAGUUCUCUGUGAUGGUGACUAAAGGCCGGAGGUCAAGCACAUGGAGUAUGACAGCUCACGGGACCACCUUCGAGCUCGUUCCUACGUCUCCACCCAAAGACGUGACAGUAGUGAGUAAAGAGGGAAAACCUAGGACCAUAAUAGUGAACUGGCAACCUCCUUCAGAAGCUAAUGGCAAAGUUACAGGAUACAUCAUUUACUACAGUACAGAUGUGAAUGCAGAGAUUCACGACUGGGUUAUUGAACCAGUGGUUGGAAACAGACUGACUCACCAGAUCCAGGAGUUGACACUUGAUACACCGUACUACUUCAAAAUCCAAGCUCGCAACUCCAAGGGCAUGGGGCCAAUGUCCGAAGCGGUCCAGUUCCGAACACCUAAAGCUUCAGGGUCUUCAGGAAAAGGAAGCAGGCUGCCAGAAACAGGAUCUGAUUACAAGCCUCCGAUAAGUGGUAGUAACAGUCCUCAUGGAAGUCCCACCUCCUCUCUAGACAGUAACAUGCUCUUGGUCAUCAUCGUCUCCAUUGGCGUCCUCACCAUUGUGGUGGUGGUGAUCAUUGCUGUGUUCUGCACUCGUCGCACCACCUCCCACCAGAAAAAGAAACGAGCUGCCUGCAAAUCUGUGAACGGCUCACAUAAAUACAAAGGAAAUUCCAAAGAUGUCAAACCUCCUGACCUUUGGAUCCAUCAUGAGAGGCUGGAGUUAAAGCCUAUUGAUAAGUCUCCAGACCCAAACCCAAUCAUGACUGAUACCCCGAUCCCACGAAACUCCCAAGAUAUUACCCCUGUUGAUAAUUCCAUGGACAGCAGUAUCCAUCAAAGACGGAAUUCAUAUAGAGGGCACGAAUCGGAGGAUAGUAUGUCUACACUGGCUGGAAGGCGAGGAAUGAGACCAAAAAUGAUGAUGCCUUUUGACUCUCAGCCACCCCAGCCCGUGAUUAGUGCCCAUCCCAUCCAUUCCCUCGAUAACCCUCACCAUCAUUUCCACUCCAGCAGCCUCGCUUCUCCGACCCGCAGCCAUCUCCACCUUCAGGGCAGCCCAUGGCCCAUUGGCACAUCCUUGUCCCAUUCAGACAGGGCUAAUUCUACAGAAUCAGUUCGGAACACCCCCAGCACCGACACCUUGCCAGCUUCCUCGUCUCAGACGUGCUGCACUGACCAUCCAGAUCCGGAGGGGGCCACCAGCUCCUCCUAUUUGGCCAGCGCCCAGGAAGAAGGCUCUGGCCCAAACCUUCCUACAGCCCACGUUCGUCCCUCUCACCCACUGAAGAGCUUCGCUGUGCCCGCAGUUCCGCCCCCAGGGCCCCCCACCUAUGACCCCGCCUUACCAAGCACACCAUUACUGUCCCAGCAAGCUCCAAACCAUCACCUUCACUCAGUGAAGACGGCGUCGAUUGGGACGUUGGGGAGAAGCCGGCCUCCUAUGCCAGUGAUCGUUCCCAGUGCCCCCGACGUGCAGGAGACCACGAGGAUGCUGGACGACUCGGAGAGUAGCUAUGAACCGGAUGAGCUGACCAAAGAGAUGGCCCACCUGGAAGGACUAAUGAAGGACCUUAAUGCCAUCACAACAGCAUGACCGCCUUC